Tribolium madens (black flour beetle) is the source of this 3514-nucleotide messenger RNA. RefSeq names its product serine/threonine-protein kinase BRSK2. NCBI's taxonomy places the organism in Eukaryota, Metazoa, Arthropoda, Insecta, Coleoptera, Tenebrionidae. The transcript has 12 exons. Gene Ontology annotation, molecular function: ATP binding; protein serine/threonine kinase activity; tau-protein kinase activity. Bases 313 to 2697 code for a protein of 794 amino acids. Gene Ontology annotation, biological process: protein phosphorylation; intracellular signal transduction; microtubule cytoskeleton organization. Gene Ontology annotation, cellular component: cytoplasm. The record is from RefSeq and is a predicted model, not a curated record.
CCCCAAGUUGGGGAUUUUCUCUCGUCGAGGGUUUCCUAACUUAAAUAUUGAUUUUUGCCCACCCCUCGAGUCCAUCGCUGAAACCGUGCGAGUGUGAGAAAAUGUCAUCAUUGGUGGUGGUGUUGGUAAAAUUGUGAAAAUGGGUGGAAAAGUGUCGAUGGACCGGCGGUGGAAAAUCAAUUACGGGUGGUAAUAUGUGUAAAGUGGCACCGUCACCGAAGACAUGCUGGAAAUUAGGGAGAAUCAAGUGCGAAUUGUUGUGCUGCUGACAUGAUGAUGCGAAAAGGGCUGUGAGUGACGACGAACGUCAAAAUGCAGAAGGAAAAUACGAACCCUUCGCCGGAGAUACACCAGUACGUGGGGCCCUACAGGCUGGAGAAGACCCUCGGCAAGGGGCAAACCGGUCUUGUCAAACUGGGAGUAAACUGCGUGACCGGAAAAAAGGUCGCAAUCAAAAUAAUCAACCGUGAAAAACUCAGCGAAAGCGUCUUGAUGAAAGUAGAACGUGAAAUAGCCAUAAUGAAACUUAUCGACCACCCCCACGUCUUGGGCUUGACCGACGUUUACGAAAACAAGAAAUAUUUGUACCUAGUUUUAGAGCACGUUUCCGGGGGCGAACUUUUCGACUAUCUAGUGAAAAAAGGUAGACUAACUCCAAAGGAGGCGAGGAGGUUUUUCCGCCAGAUCAUUUCCGCCCUUGACUUCUGCCACAGCCACUCGAUUUGUCAUCGGGACCUCAAACCGGAAAAUCUCCUCCUCGACGAGAAAAAUAAUAUCAAAAUUGCCGAUUUUGGAAUGGCGUCGUUGCAGCCAAUGGGGUCCAUGUUGGAGACAAGUUGUGGGUCCCCCCAUUAUGCCUGUCCCGAGGUGAUUCGGGGGGAGAAGUAUGACGGGAGGAAGGCCGAUGUGUGGUCUUGUGGGGUUAUACUCUAUGCCCUUCUAGUGGGGGCUUUGCCCUUCGAUGAUGAUAAUUUAAGACAAUUGUUGGAAAAAGUGAAAAGGGGGGUGUUUCACAUACCCCAUUUUGUACCACCCGACUGUCAGAGUCUUCUAAGGGGGAUGAUUGAAGUUAACCCGGAGAAAAGACUAACGCUUUCUGAGAUCAAUAAGCACCCAUGGGUGACAGCAGGCGGUAAAGGUGAGCUCGAACUCGAAUUGCCCAUGAUGGAAGUGGUCCAAACCCAUGUUUUACCAUCAAUUGAAGCCGUCGAUCCUGACGUUUUACAAGCUAUUUGUAGUCUCGGUUGUUUCAAAGAAAAAGAAAAAUUGAUUCAACACCUACUAAGUCCAAACCACAAUACUGAAAAAGUAAUUUAUUUUCUUCUCUUGGAGCGCAAGCGGCGUCGUCCGGCAUACGAGGACGACACCGAAUCAAUCCUGAGGAUGCGCGUAUCCGAAACGUCGGAUCCUCCAAAAAAGCGCAUUGACACGUGUCGUGUCAACGGCCAAAGUGGCCUCCAAUUCGGCCAAAUCAGCGAGGGGUCCCCCUUGACCCCCCGGCGCUCCCACUACAAGCGCCACCACGCGAGACGCAGCCCCUCGACCGGAAGCACUCACAGUAGUCUCGGGAUUCACUCCCCCACUCGAUCAUCGGGCGCCUCGAGCCCAAUUAUGUUCAAUAGUACGACCACGCCCCUCAACACACACUCUGGAAUGUCAUCACCGGUGCAACGCGCCCAUCGCUCAUCCAACACCCACGUGACGGUAACUCCACCCCCGGCCACGCCUACACACCAUCGGGCCAAUAGCAGUGGCGGAACGGCAACGUCCUCCGUAUUGACGUCACCGGAAAGUGAUAGUUUGGGGGUGGGGCCACCGUCGAUUCUCACAGCGAUGACUCCGCCCGGUUCACCACAUUCAACGGCGACGAGUCACCACUGGCGGUCUAGGCUUACUACGAUCAAGAAUAGUUUUCUGGGAUCGCCGAGGUUUCAUCGCAGGAAAUUGCAAACAUCAUCAGAGGAAGUGCAUUUGACACCGGAGUCGUCGCCAGAGUUGACGAAAAAAUCCUGGUUUGGGAGUCUGAUGACGACUGAAAAGGACGAAACGUUCACGAUUUUAGUCAAGGGGAAGCCACUAGCGACGGUCAAGGCCGACCUAAUCCACGCAUUUUUGUCGAUAGCCGAACUGAGCCACUCCGUAUCGAGUCCAAUGUCAUUCCGUGUGGAAUACAAGCGGGGAACCACCGGUCCCGCCAUGUUCCAACGCCACGUCCGAUUCCAAGUCGAUAUUUCAACAAUAACAAAACAAGUUGGUGACAAUGCAAAAGAACACCUCUACGCCAUCACUUUCACUCUCUUAUCAGGAAACAUCCGGCGUUUCCGGCGCGUCUGUGAACACAUCCAGGCGCAAGUGUGCACCCGGAGACCUCCCCCCAGCCCCCGCGCCCAACGCAAAUUCACCACCGAGCUGUCGGAGAGUUCGAGUUGUGGCUCCGAUUCCAGCGAGCUGUAUCUCAACGCCCGACAAUUGAAUGUUUUACAACUAGAAGGGAGCGAUUUGGAGAGCGAAUGUAGUGUUUUUGAUGUGCGCACUGCCGUGAGGGAGGUCUCAAGGAGGGCCUCCACCAAUAAUAACACGGAAGGGUGCGAACAAAAUACUCCGGGGACUCCCAAAGCCGUUCGGUCGAAUUCGGAAAAUACGGAUUCGUGCGAGAAAACUUGUAUUACGACCAUGUCGGGGAGCUCUAUAGCGUAAUUGAGGGCAGGGGUGGCCAACGACUGCUUUAUUAUUAUUAUUAUCAGGCCACUGGUAUUGUUAUUAUUAAAAAAAAAAAACACUAUUUAGCGGAUUUCAGCAGAAAUAUGUCGACUCAAAAAAUAUAGUAUCAAUUUUUUGUCCAAAAAUGACUUAAGUUGGCAAUGCCGCCAUUUUGCCACUACUGUUGCGCCUUCUAGUCACUUUUGUUCUCUUUCGGCGAAUUGUUAUAACGUUGCUUUUGUAAAUAUGCUGAAAGCUUAUGUGAUUUUGGAUAUCGUUCAGUGUAGUUGUAUAAAUUGUUAAAAAAUGAAAAAUAAAUGUCAAAAACUAACCCCAAAAAGUGCGUAGUUAGGUGAAAUUAAAGAAACUAAGACAUUCUGUAUAUAACUACACUAUACUCAAGCUGAGUCAUAUUUCCCCGUUUCAGAAUCAACCAAUACGACUUAUAUAUAAAAAAUUGUAUUUAGAGAAAUUGCCGGCCAUAUUGUCAACUAAUAUUUAGGAUAGGUGAUAACAUUUCAAGUCAUUUCGAUUUUUAUGUAUCGACAUAUCAGGAGCUCAAUAUUUGUUAUGUUGUGACAGUUUGAACGGGGACACUUUGUACCUUUGUAAAUAAAUUCAAUUCUCGUGUAAAUUCAUUUAAAAACUCAUUUUUCUAUUGACUAGUUUUAGUUCAAACACACUGUUUUUGUUUUGUGGUUAUGCACACAUACGUUAGUGUUAUAGUGAAUUAUUUUAUAUAACAAAAAGGAAACUAAAGUGAAUAUAGUUAUGUGUAAGUGCUUGUAAAUAAUAUUGUGAUAAAUAAAUCAAU